AGUCUAUAAAACGAUUGGCGCAACACGUGUUUUGUUUAUUUUUGUUGUGAUAGUUGUUGCAGUGACAUCAGGCAUCGGCUCAUUUGGUUACGCUCGUUUAGAUAUUUUUCGAAUCAUGGAUCCCAUAGUACCUGUCGGUACUGAACUUUACAUCAAAGAAAAUGCAGCAGAAUGUCACACUGACAUGUACGAUAUUUUGGACAGUGAGGCAGCUUUUCCUAUACUUAGAAGAGGUUGUACCUUUUAUUUUGCUAUUCGUUUUAACAGAGAAUAUGUACCAACUCAAGAUGUGGUCAGAGUAAGAUUUGCUAUAGGACCUAAACCAAAUGUUGUAAAAGGAACCAGAGUGAUUCUGCCCAUCAACCCGAGAAAGAAACGUUCAAUAGAUGAUCCAAACCGGUGGUCGAUAAGUUUGAACCGCGUUGAUGGUGAUACCAUCGCUGUCCAAGUGCGUGUUUCUCCUCAUGCUCCUGUUGGUAUCUGGAAAUGUUCGUUACAGACCAACAUAGUUGGCGAAAAAGGCAGAAGAAAUGAUUACGAAAUUCCAGAUGAGAUCUACAUCAUUUUCAACCCAUGGAAUAGCCACGAUGGAGUCUACAUGGAAAAAGAGGAAGAAUUAAAGGAAUACGUGUUGAACGAAGUGGGUAAAAUAUGGUGCGGCACGUUCAAGAAACCAACCGGAAAACACUGGGUGUUUGGACAAUUCGACGACAUAGUUUUACCAUCCGCUAUGUUGUUACUGGAAAAGUCUGGAUUGCCACAUUCGGAAAGGGGAAAUCCCGUGAUGAUUGCCAGGGCAUUGUCAGCAAUUGUGAAUUCUGUUGAUGAUGAUGGUCUUGUGGAAGGCCGUUGGGAUGGCAACUACGAAGAUGGUACCUCGCCAUUUGCCUGGACUGGAUCUCAUGCUAUCAUGGACCAGUUCCUCCAAUCUGGAGGCAACCCAGUCAAAUAUGGACAAUGCUGGGUCUUUUCCGGCGCUACAGUAACUGUUUGCAGGACUUUGGGAAUACCCUGUAGAUCCACAACGAACUAUGUUUCUGCUCACGAUACCAACAGGUCUAUGACAGUUGAUAAAUUCUUUGACAUGUUUGGCAAUAAAAUUGAAGAAAGCGAAGAGGUGGAUUGCAAAGAUUCUUGCUGGAAUUUCCAUGUGUGGAACGACGUCUGGAUGGCCAGGCCGGACCUGCCCCCUGGAUACGGCGGCUGGCAAAUCAUCGACGCCACUCCUCAAGAAACAAGUGACCAAGUAUACAGGUGCGGACCAGCUUCGAUUGCUGCAGUACAAAAAGGUGAAGUUGGAUAUCUGUAUGACACCCCUUUUGUGUUUUCCGAGGUAAAUGCUGACAUUGUCCAUUUUAAAGAAGACGAAGAAUCAGACUGGGGAUUCUCCAGGAUGUCCAUUAACAAAUACCAUGUUGGUAGAAAGAUAAUCACCAAAAGCAUCCACAUCACUGACGAACAAGGUGACUCUGACCUCUGGGACGUCACCUACUUGUAUAAGAACCCCGAAAACACCCCAGCUGAACGCUUGGCAGUCUACAACGCGGUCAGAGGCGUACCAAAGGCUCAACAAUUCUAUGAGAUACCCACCCAAGACGAAGGAGACGUUUUUUUCGAUCUCAUUGAUAUUGAUACCGUGCCCUUGGGUGAGAGUUUCGACGUUGUUGUUGAAAUUGAGAAUAAAUCAAAUGAUGAGAGGAGUAUCAGUGCUGUAUUGAGUUCGGCAUCGGUAUAUUAUACAGGGGCUGCUGGAAGUGAUAUUAAGAAGUCACAGGGAACGUUUAAGGUUGCUGGUGGUCAGAAAGAAACUUUAAGAAUCCACGUGACUCCAGAAGAGUAUAUCGAAAAACUGGUUGAUCAUGGACUGAUCAAAAUAUACGCCAUUGCCAGCGUGGAGGAAACCAAACAAACAUGGAGUGAAGAGGAUGAUUUUACCAUGAUUCUUCCCAAAAUGGCCAUUGACGUUUCUGGAGACUUCAAAGUAGGACAACCUUGUGAAGUCAGCUUCAAAUUCAAAAAUCCUCUCAAUUUUCCACUGACAAGCUGUGUAUACACUUUGGAAGGUCCAGGACUGCAAAAACCUAAAAAAGUGGACUUCCGUGAUAUUGACCCUAAUGAAGAUGUAGCUAUCACAGAGAGCUUCACUGCUAGAAAAGUUGGUGAACGGAAAAUAGUGGUCAGUUUCACUAGUAAGCAGAUACAAAAUAUUUCUGCUAGUAUAAGUGUUACCAUUGAAUAAUUUUAAAAGAAUAAAAACAAAUUUUUGUAAAUACCAGAGAUGUGAGUUGAAUAUUUAUAUUUUAACAAUUUACUGUCUUUUGAAAAUAGUUUUAAUAAGAUUUUUUAUUUUUUUAUUACAUUGUUGUUAACUUCUUGAAUUAAAAGUACAUGGAGACAAA
This is a messenger RNA of Sitophilus oryzae (rice weevil), 2399 nucleotides long. RefSeq names its product hemocyte protein-glutamine gamma-glutamyltransferase-like. The record is from RefSeq and is a predicted model, not a curated record. Bases 116 to 2239 code for a protein of 707 amino acids. NCBI's taxonomy places the organism in Eukaryota, Metazoa, Arthropoda, Insecta, Coleoptera, Curculionidae. The transcript is spliced from 10 exons. Gene Ontology annotation, molecular function: protein-glutamine gamma-glutamyltransferase activity. Gene Ontology annotation, biological process: peptide cross-linking.